AUGGCUCGGUCACAAAUUACCCGUUGUACAACGCUCCUGUUCCUCUCUCUCCUCUGCCUUUUCCCUGUCGCUUUUGCCCAGACUGGUCCUUCCAAGAUCGCAUGUCCCCAGAAUCUUGUUCGGUCGGCUGGCCCUGCUGCAGCACACGUUCUCUCUGCUGAAGAACGCUCUUACAUCUCCGGGCGCAUGCAGAGCGUCCUCCCAGACGCAUGGAGAACGUACCUUGCCUCUGUCCGUGCCGUGCUGCCCCCUGGUACCAAACUUCCCUCGUAUGUAUCCGAAAUCCUCGACCCCAAACAACCUAAACAACCCUUCAUUCCCACCCACCCUGCUGAUCUGCCUAAGCUUGGAAUUGCGCUUUCUGGUGGAGGCUUGAGGGCAGCCUACUUUGCCGCAGGCGUGCUUACUGCAAUUGAUGGCCGGAAUACAACACACCCUACGGGAUCUAAUGGAUUGCUUCAAGCAGCUACAUACUUAGCUGGGCUCUCAGGCGGAGGUUGGUUCACCACAGCACUGGUGCAAGCCAGCCUCCCCACCAUUCCUGAGCUCGUAUUUCCUCCCAACGCGCCUGCGCCAAACACCCACUUUGGUGGGUUCCUUAGCGACCUCGACAUUAUCACCCCAGGAGCAGACGAUGCGCAGAACAAUGCAUACUUCCAGGCAGUGCUCAGUGAGCUCGCACCAAAGGUUGCCGCGGGCUUGCCGGUAACAAUGGCAGACGCGUGGACGCGAAUGAUUGCAAGGCACUUCGUGAAUGGCACGACGGCAGAGACGAUUCUAAACCCCGGGUUGCAUGGCGAUGGGAUUACGUUCAGUGGACUACAGAAUCUUCCAAGCUUCAACGCACACACCCAACCCUUUCCCAUCAUCCUCUGGAAUGCGAUCCCCCCGGCGCUCAUUGACAAUCCCAACGAUCCCCAGCAGCUUGCAGACAUCGUGCCCGGGAACACUGUCCCUGUCGGGAGCGAGAUUUGGGAGGUUAACAUGUUUGAAACGGGCUCCUGGGACCCCACGCUCGCGUCCUUUAUUCCUACGCGUCUGCUUGGAUCAACCCCAGCCUUCGGGGCAGGCCGAAGCAAGACCGACGCGCAGUGCUUUGUCGGUGUCGACCAGGCAGCAUAUGUCGCUGGAAUUAGCAGUAAUGUGUUCAAUGGGUUCAAUACAACAACAAAUCUCCUCCCCUUUACACUAAUAGGCACGUUAAUCAAUGCCAUCAAUGCAACGUUCCCAUCACCUUUAAGCGUGCGUCUAGACUCGGCAGCGCUGCCCAAUCCUUUCAAGGGUGUUAAUGCUCGCACGUACCCUUCCUCGUCAGAAUCCUUCCUCUCCCUCAUUGACGGCGGUUCCAAUGGGGAAGUGCUGCCUCUGCAACCUCUCAUCAUGCGCUCACGCGGUGUAGAUGUCAUCUACGCAGUAGAUGCCCCCGCGGACUUGCCAACCUCCUACGCCAAUGGCAGCGACAUAGUCAACACCGCCGCCCGCGCAAAGCGCUUCUCGUCCGAGCGGCUUUACCCUUUCCCACGCGUACCUGCCUCACCUCAAACAUUCGUAGACAGAGGGCUCACUCUUCGCCCGACAAUCUUUGGCUGUCUCCCGGAAGACGAACGAAUUGGAGCGCCGAUUGUUGUAUACAUCGCAAACGGGGGUGCAAGUGCGGAGAAGCGGGCAAAGGGGGAGCCAGGCGUGACUGGUGUUCCGACGGGGCAGACUGCAUACUCGAAUGAGUUGGCUCAGGCGUUCAUGGACGAAUCGUUUGAUAUUGCAACUCAGGGUCUUGGGCUCAACUCGACGUCUAUAACUGCAGGACAGCAGUGGAGCACCUGUUUGGCGUGUGCGGUUGUUGACCGUGCCCGUGCGAGGCGUGGAGACAAGAGGGAAGGUGUCUGUGUAGAGUGCUUUAACAAUUAUUGUUGGGAUGGUCGAGAGUGA
Molecule: messenger RNA, 1929 nt
Organism: Psilocybe cubensis
Lineage: Eukaryota; Fungi; Basidiomycota; Agaricomycetes; Agaricales; Agrocybaceae
Exons: 5
Coding region: 1-1929 (642 amino acids)
Biological process (GO): glycerophospholipid catabolic process
Cellular component (GO): cytosol
Molecular function (GO): A2-type glycerophospholipase activity
Source: RefSeq, a predicted model, not a curated record